Messenger RNA from Bufo gargarizans (Asiatic toad), 1150 nucleotides. Its product is annotated as protein BTG1-like. The transcript is spliced from 2 exons. The record is from RefSeq and is a predicted model, not a curated record. The coding region runs from base 387 to 848 and encodes 153 amino acids. NCBI's taxonomy places the organism in Eukaryota, Metazoa, Chordata, Amphibia, Anura, Bufonidae. Gene Ontology annotation, biological process: negative regulation of mitotic cell cycle; negative regulation of cell population proliferation. Gene Ontology annotation, cellular component: nucleus; cytoplasm.
GGUCUUUAUGGGAGGGAAGGAAGGGGAAGCAGCAGUUGUAUUCACUUUGUGAUCUGAUCGCCUCCACACAUCAUUACCAGUAUAGGACCGCCCUCUACACUUCCUGGAAAACAGGGGAUCCAGCUGUGGUCAGACCAGGGGCAGUGGUGCUCUUCACGGUUACCCUAAACAGACCACCAGGAAACAUUUUUUUUUGGGGGGGUCUGUAGGCAUCUAGUGAUCCUGGAUCAUUCUGACCCUGCGAACUGUGUUAGAGCCAAUCUUCAGUAUUUUUUACCCAAAAUCUCAUGAUCUGUUUUGCUCAACAGUCAUAGGAUAGAAUAAACUUACUGUAUGGUCUUCAUAGGAUCCUUGUAUUAGUCGUCCAAGAACCUAAAAGAGGCACAAUGAAGACCGAAAUCUCGACAGCUGCUGCUUUCAUCACCAAGCUCCUCAAACAAAGCGGCUUGAUUGAGGAGAAGCAAUUGCAACAGUUCUGCCAGUCCUUGCAAGAGUCCAUGAAAGAUCAUUAUAAACAACACUGGUUUCCUCAGAUUCCAUGCAGAGGAUCAGGGUAUCGCUGUUUAAGAAUCAACCACAAAAUGGACCCCUUGAUAGGUCGUGCGGCUGGCCAUAUUGGCCUCAGCCACCACAGACUGUUCCACCUUCUUCCCAGUGAGCUCACAAUGUGGGUCGACCCAUAUGAAGUUUCCUAUCGUAUUGGAGAAGACGGAUCUAUCUGUGUAUUAUAUGACGGAUCGCCAGCGGUGGUCAAGCCUCUGGAAAGCCACUCUAGCUGCAAAGAUGCACUUCGGAUCGGACGACACAGCCCCUCCAAAAAUUACAGCAUGAUGACAGUUUCUAGUUAAAUAUGCAAUUAAAAGAGCACUUUAAUUGUACCAUUCUGUGUGUUUCCCGUUUUAACUCUUCCUUGCCUUCACGAGGUGAAGAAGACAUUGAACCGUCCCAUCCUCGGCACAUAGACCGUGUAGUACUGCCAGGCCUCUCCUUUCUUUGUGUUAAAGGCGAGCGUAGAAAUGUAAUUUGAUAUCAAAGGCUCUUAUUAGGUUUUGUGGAACUGUAUAUUGUAAAUGAAAUAUUGAGUCCAGAGAGAAUUUAUAUUUUUGGAUUACUCUUGGCUCUUUUUAAUAAAAAAAACCCCUGUAAAAUA